Molecule: messenger RNA, 1332 nt
Organism: Stegastes partitus (bicolor damselfish)
Lineage: Eukaryota; Metazoa; Chordata; Actinopteri; Pomacentridae
Gene: csrp1a
Product: cysteine and glycine-rich protein 1a
Exons: 7
Coding region: 332-913 (193 amino acids)
Biological process (GO): sarcomere organization; muscle tissue development
Cellular component (GO): nucleus; cytoplasm; Z disc
Molecular function (GO): structural constituent of muscle; actinin binding
Source: RefSeq, a predicted model, not a curated record
ACACACUAAAAGUUUGCUGACUGGAGCAGCAACAACAGAAGCUCCUCCUUUCCAGCACAUCUGGAAUUUAGUCCGAGAGGAAAGGCACAUACCAGCACUCUGGCUGACUAACAGUUCACUGGAACAACCAGUACACAGCAAGAAUUCAGGUUCGUAAUUAAAGCUAUUCUUCGCUUGCAGAUUAAAACUGCAGUUCCACUCCCCUAACUCUGGACUGCUGGUUUCCUGAAUACAGCCCAACGCUGCGUUGCCGCUACUGCGAUCUGGGAGUCCAAGCUCACCGCUGAAGUCAUCACCACUGACUGACAGCAUCUACAAGAACUGCAGAAGGAUGCCAUUAGGAGGAGGAAACAAAUGUGGCCGCUGCUCAAAGACCGUUUACUUUGCAGAAGAGGUGCUCUGUGAUGGGAGGAGCUUCCACAAGUCCUGCUUCCUGUGCCUGGUGUGCGCGAAGAAUUUGGACAGCACAACGGUUGCGGUUCAUAUGGAUGAGAUCUACUGCAGGGCAUGCUACGGAAAGAAGUACGGGCCAAAAGGCUACGGUUACGGCCAGGGAGCAGGGGUCCUCAACAUGGACAAAGGAGAGGCUCUGGGCAUCACACAUGAAGAACCUGGUCCUCAUCGUCCAACCACCAACGCGAACCCCUCUAAGCUAGCUCAGAAGUUCGGAGGGUCAGACAGGUGCCCUCGCUGUGGCAAGGCCGUGUACGCUGCUGAGAAAGUGAUCGGCGCUGGAAGUUCAUGGCAUAAGAUCGGAUGUUUCACUUGUGCCAAAUGUGGGAAGAGCCUUGAGUCGACCACAUUAGCCGACAAGGACGGAGAAAUCUACUGCAAAGGCUGUUACGGCAAAAACUUUGGUCCCAAGGGAUUUGGGUUUGGAGCGGGAGCCGGAGCGCUGGCACACACCCAAUAGAGACUGUCACUGGGUUGACAAGUUUCCAGAUUACUGCACUACUGCCUUCUUUCUGCACAGGGCAGGCCGCUGCAGGCUGUUACCCCCCAACAGACACAUGCUUGACAGAAAGCUGCAUUUAUAUAAACUGUACAGGCAAGAAGAUAACACCAUCACGCCCCUUUUGGCCAACUACAUUUGUCACAGUCAAUCUUGAUACAGACACAACACAUAAUAAUGGCGUUUUACCCAAUCUCUUUAAAGCUGCGUUGGUAAUUUGCACAUGCUUAUUGUAACAUGGUUUUGUUCUGCAAAAUGCAAUCUCAGCAUCAUAAGAUACACAACUGUCUGUAUUACACAGUAAAUGCUCAUUGUAUUUUGUACAGCAUGCUUUUUAAACAGCAUGAUAUAGCCUAUGAAAUAAAAAUGGAAAAAUAAUG